Molecule: messenger RNA, 1869 nt
Organism: Suricata suricatta (meerkat)
Lineage: Eukaryota; Metazoa; Chordata; Mammalia; Carnivora; Herpestidae
Gene: F2R
Product: coagulation factor II thrombin receptor
Exons: 2
Coding region: 47-1333 (428 amino acids)
Biological process (GO): positive regulation of Rho protein signal transduction; positive regulation of blood coagulation; blood coagulation
Cellular component (GO): membrane
Molecular function (GO): thrombin-activated receptor activity
Source: RefSeq, a predicted model, not a curated record
CUCGGAGGCGGGGCCGUCUGUCCGAGCCGCGCCGCGCCUCCGGACAAUGGGGCCGCGGCGGCUGCUGCUCGUCGCCGCGGGACUCAGUCUGUGCGGCCCCUUGCUGUCGGCCCGCACCCGAGGCCGCAAGCACGAGUCAAAAGCAAACAAUGAUACUGCGGAGAUCCGGUCAUUUUUUUCCAUGAAUACCAAUGACAGAUUUGAAUCAUUCCCACUGUACGAGGACUCUGAGGAGAAAAACAGAAACGGGUUCCCUGAAGACAGAUUAAGCUCCAUCAACAGAAGCCAUCCUCUUGAAAUACUGUCCCGUCCAUUCGUCUCAAAAGAGGCCUCAGAAUAUCUGACCAGCACCUGGCUGACGCUUUUUAUCCCCUCCGUCUACACUGGUGUGUUCGUCAUAAGCCUUCCUCUGAAUGUCAUGGCCAUCCUUGUGUUCAUCCUGAAGAUGAAGAUCAAGAAGCCUGCCGUGGUGUACAUGUUACAUCUGGCCACAGCAGACGUGCUCUUUGUGUUAUUACUCCCGUUCAAGAUCAGCUACUACUUCUCCGGCAGUGAUUGGAAAUUUGGGUCUGAGAUGUGUCGCUUUGUCACCGCAGCAUUUUACUGUAACAUGUACGCAUCUAUCAUGCUCAUGACGGUCAUUAGCAUUGACCGGUUUCUGGCUGUGGUGUACCCCAUCCAGUCCCUCUCCUGGCGCACCCUGGGAAGGGCCUCCUUCAUUUGUCUGGCCAUCUGGGCUAUGGCCAUCGCCGGGGUGGUGCCUCUGCUCCUCAAGGAGCAAACCACCCAGGUGCUGGGGCUCAACAUAACCACCUGCCAUGACGUGCUCAAUAAAACCCUGCUGGAAGGCUAUUAUGCCUAUUACUUCUCCGCCUUUUCUGCUGUCUGCUUCUUUGUACCACUCAUCAUUUCUACAGUCUGUUAUGUGUCUAUCAUUCGAUGUCUUAGCUCCUCCACUGUUGCCAACCGGAGCAAGAAGUCCCGGGCUUUGUUCCUGUCGCUUGCUGUUUUCUGCAUCUUCGUCAUUUGCUUUGGACCCACCAACGUCCUCCUGAUUGUGCAUUACUCACUCCUUUCUCAAAAUUCCAUGGCAGAGGCUGCCUACUUUGCCUACCUCCUAUGCGUCUGUGUCAGCAGCCUAAGCUGUUGCAUUGAUCCUUUGAUUUACUAUUACGCUUCCUCUGAGUGCCAGAGGCACCUCUACAGUAUCUUAUGCUGCAGAGAAAGUUCUGACGCAAGCAGCUAUAACAGCAGUGGUCAGUUGGUGGCAAGUAAAAUGGAUACUUGCUCUAGUAACCUCAAUAGCAGCAUAUACAAAAAGCUCUUAACUUAGGAAAAGGGACUGCCAGUGAGUUGACAAGAAAAGAUUCAAAAAGUGAGUAACCUGAGGAUUCUAUUAGUCCCUGCCAAAAAGGUAUUUGCAAUCAAAAGCAAUACAUCUAUAAUUUGCAUGCCUCUUUCUUAUGAGAGCCAUUAAUCAUAUCUAUUAGUUAUAGAAAAAGAUAACAAGAAUAGAAAACAGUGUUAUUCCAAGAGAGUAUUGCUGGUGCUACCAUAAUAACUCGUUUUUGAUAUAUUUAGGUGACUUACUAUAUAUUUGUGUGUGUGUAUGUGUGUGUACACACACACACAUUUGUAUCAUUUGGAGUGCAGUAUAGAAUAGGCACUUUUAAACCCUCUGUCUUUUCCCCCAGAAAUUAAAGUAAAUAAACCCUAUCUUCUGAUUUAAUGGGCAAAGUUCAGAUUGGUGGAUGGACAUCUGAAGAUGUUCAUCAAUAGGGAGGGAUUCUUAUUUGCUUUGGCAAAUAAGCGUAUUUUGAAAUUGUUAACAGCAAUGCUUAAGUUAUUAAAGGAUAAGACUUUGCACUA